CCCAGACGAAACUCGUCGACGCGAUUCCGAUCGAUGGGGAAUGCCAUGAGCGGCCGCAUGGACGGUGUCUAUGGUCUCUCUGGAGACGAGAAAGAAGCGAUUCUCCGAUUCGAAGAUGCGGAGAUCCACCUCUUGCGUGAAGUCUUCAAGGGUAUCACUCAGACCACAGCUGACAAUUCGGUGGACAAGGAGAACUUCCUCAAGAUAUUCCCCAUGCCUGGACUCUUGGGAGAGCGGUUGUUUGCUGUGUUUGACAAGAAUGCGUCGAAUUCGAUCACGUUCAACGAGUUCAUUGGUGGCCUGGCGAUUCUUACCAAGGGAUCUCGCAACGAAAAGAUGAAGUUCAUCUUUGACCUUUACGACGUGUCCGACAAGGGAUCCAUCUCGAAACGGGAAAUGACGACCAUGAUCCAUCAGUUCCCUCAGUCUGCGAUGAUCCUUCUCAAGGACAUGAAGAUGAUGCCUGCUUCGAACGACAAUACGCAUGCCGACUUCGAGCAAGUGGACUUGGACCAACUUGUUGAGGAUGCAUUCGUUAACCACGUGAAAGACAAGAGCGAGCGCAUGACGUUUGACGAAUUUCUCGCGUGGUGCGACAGUACCCCCAUGAUCUCCGAGUUUCUCAUGAGCAUCCUUCCUGUGGACGAGCAUCAAGCCGCGACCAAUUCCGCGGUUGCCGCUGCGAAACUCGAUGACAGUCGGUUGGCAAACCCUUCCCGUGAAGGAGCGUCCACGGAAACGCGGUUACGUCCGCGGCGGCGCAAUUCGUACUCCCCGACGCGAAAAGAAAAAACGCCACUGGGACGGUUUCAAUUUUCAUCCAGCCUCAACUUGAAGCGCGACGCGACACGGGAGCUUCUCUUGCAGGCGAAGGAAUCGACCGCCGCACCCACCGUCCUGCAAGCUAUCGAGAACGCCAUCGUUGAAAUUGACAAGUUGCAACCACGGCAAGUGACGACAACAAGCAGUCGAAUACCGCGGCAAUCGUUUGCGAGUGAUAUUUGCCACGAUGGGUACUUGUGGAAGAAGGGAACGCGGCUCAAGCAGAUGAAGCGGCGGUAUUAUGUCCUUCAGGGCAACUUUCUCUACUACUAUGCGACGAAAGUCGACACGAAACCAAAAGGAGUGAUCUUCGUCUCGGGGCGAUACGUCGAUGUACCGUCGUAUCCAACCAUGGAGAAGCAAGGCUUCUUCGCGUUUCAACUCACGGCUGAUGCAGGCGCCGUAGAGGAAACACGAUUCUUGUAUGCGAAAACGACCGUCGACAGGGACGAAUGGGUCGCCGAGCUGCAGCGAGCCAGCUGUAAAGUGUCGAUCGACCAAUUCUACGCGUUGGGUCGUGAACUUGGGAAAGGACGGUUCUCUCAUGUUCGGGAAGCCACGCAUCUCGUCACGAACGAGUCGUUUGCAGUCAAAGUCAUCGACAAGACGCAGCUGGGGAUCACGGAGAAGGAGUUGCUGCGCACGGAGAUUGCGAUUUUAAAACUUGUCAAGCAUCCACACAUAAUCCACCUCAAGGACGUGUACGAGAACAAGCACCACAUCUACAUCGUCACAGAACUCUUGUCCGGCGGCGAGUUGUUCAACAAGAUCGUCGGUCGAUCUCGAUACACAGAAGCGGUGAUUGAUAAUCCAUUUCGAUAUUUCGAACGAUCUGAUUGGCCCAUAUAUAUAGGAAUCUCGAACCGUCAUGAAACCGCUGUUCGAAAGUGUGGCAUAUCUGCACAAGAUGGGCAUUGUCCAUCGCGACAUCAAGCCAGAGAACAUUCUAUGCGGGGAUAAGCUGACGGACUUGCGGAUUGCCGAUUUCGGCCUGUCUAAGCUCGUGUAUCCGCACGAGAUUAUGAAAAUGCCCUGCGGAACCCUCAACUAUGUUGCACCAGAAGUCCUUUCCCUCGUCGGAUAUGGCAAGGAAGCAGAUGUGUGGUCGUUGGGAGUGAUCAUGUACCUUCUCCUCCGCGGCGAACUGCCGUUCCAUGGCAAGACCAAGAACGACAUCAUUCAAAAGACCUUGCAUGCCGACGUGUGUGUCGACCAAGACGACUCUUGGACCGGCAUCUCCCUCGAUGCCAAGGCCCUGCUGCAAAAUAUCCUGUCCAAGCAACCGUCGAAACGAUUUACUGCGCACGAAGCGUUACAACAUCCAUGGUUUGGUAAAUCCAACGAUUAACGAGACGUUUAGCCUAAUAUAACGUUAACAAAUCUGCACCGAUCGGCCCAUUUC
Messenger RNA from Aphanomyces astaci, 2224 nucleotides. Its product is annotated as CAMK/CAMK1 protein kinase, variant 2. Bases 34 to 1782 code for a protein of 582 amino acids. Gene Ontology annotation, biological process: protein phosphorylation. NCBI's taxonomy places the organism in Eukaryota, Oomycota, Saprolegniomycetes, Saprolegniales, Verrucalvaceae. Gene Ontology annotation, molecular function: protein kinase activity; ATP binding; calcium ion binding. The transcript has 14 exons. The record is from RefSeq and is a predicted model, not a curated record.